AAAAAAGAAAAUUGGCGGUUCGUGUUCUUGCUGUUCGUGACUAAACUGAAAAAUCGAAUGUUACGAAUCUAGAACUCCUCUUAGAACACACGUGACUUCUCCCAGUGUUUCUGAGCAGUCUCACGUCGCCUCUUCCUUCUCGGAAUAAUGGCGAAUCCAGUAUUGUUGCAGAAAAAGAAUGGACGAUAUCUUUGGUUUUCUCUGCUUGGGCUCGGACUACAACCAGACACUGCACUGUCGUUAUUCGCCGGCAAAACCAGCAGCGUUAAACACAUCAACCUGGGACCGAAUAUGUUCGACAAACCAAACAAGGAUGCCUUCUACAUAGUAACCCACUUCCUGUUGGAGAGACUCAACCCAACACGAUUUAAUGAGACAUACAGGUACUGCUGGCCUGUUUUGAGCCACAAAGCAGAUGCUGAGUUCCGCAAAGUUACCUGCGUUUGGCUGCGAGAGAUAAUGGAUGAAACUGCAAAUGCAGGAUCCAAAGUGGUGGCGUCCUUGUUCCUCUCACCUGGAGGCCCCAAGUUUAUCAGUUUGAUGCUUCACUUGUCCAAUCAUGUCAUGCUGCAAGAAAUGAAGACAUUCACCACAGAUGACAGCUGGGUUCCUGAGGCUGCAGCAAUGCCUGGUUCCUCCCUGGACAUGGCAGUGAAGAGGCUCAACCUGAUCCAUACCAGGUUUUUGAAAGCUGCAGUGUCCCAGGAUCGUUUUCUCCACGAGUACCAGAGACGAGCACAGCUCCUGGUGAAGUCUAUAAGGGACAUACGAGCAGAGGGUGCCAAGUAUGAUGAGCUACUCAAGCGUCACAGCAGUGAUUCGACACAGGAGGUAGUUUCUCUAGCUGAGAAAACCCAGAAGGUCCGCUCCUUGUGGUCAGACAUUGAUGGAAUGUUGUCAACUACCAAAGAGGAGCAGCAUGUAGUGGAAAGCGUUUUGAAGGGGGAUGUAGAUCAAUACAUCCUGGAUGGGACGGAUCGAGUCCUGAAAAUUCCUCGCAGUCUGCUGGAGAGAAUUGAACAACUCCCACAUCAGUUGAGUUCGGGGAAUGUGUACGAGUCUGGCCAGCUGAACCUCCUGUGCACGGUGGAGCUGAUGAACCAUGCGCUGCAGCUCCUGCGGGAGGAGCGUAGUCAGGUCUCUCAUGCCCCAAAGCCUCAGCUCAAUCCUCAACAACUGCAGGAGAAAUGUCAGCAGAUGGCGCGUGCGCUGCAGAACCUUCACCUCAUCAGACAGAGGAUUUCCAAGGAAGAAAUUCCUGAGGUCAGGAGUACCAUCAGAGAGUUGGAGGUUGCGUGGGACAGGAAGUGGAUGGAUACUCUGAAAGACACACCCCUAGUCUCUUUUCUGAAUGAAGAUCCUGCUCUCGGCUUCCUCUCACCAAUGGCUCCACUGUCUUUUGAACCGGCGGCUGAAGCUAGCUACAGAAGUAGUGUCUUCUCCCAGUACCCUGCAACGCUUCUUGAGAAACCUGCAAAGAGUAAAUCACCGGAGGGCCUCCCCCCAAGCAAUACUAACCUUAAGAGCUCUGGCCCUGCAACAGCUGUGAGGAGUGAAAGUCCUGUUGUGAGGAGUGAAAGUCCUGUUGUGAGGAGUGAAAGUCCUGUUGUAACAAACCAAGCGACAUCACAAGCGAAUAGCUCCCUCGACUGGCUUUUCGACUCACCUCCGUCCUCUCCUCUGAAGGCUCCAACAGUAGCACCACCUCAGGCCAGUGUGAGGAAGACGGCGCACUUUCACCAGAAGGGGGCUCCAACUAGGACCAAUACGCAAGAUAGGAAGACCAAAAUAUUAGACAUGGAAUGUGAUAACCUCGCUGAUCAGUUUGCAGAUGCUGUAACUACAGCCAGUCCCACUGAAGGCAGAGUCAAAGGUCUGGACUUGGACGGCCUUCUAGGCACUCUUCAUGGAGAUCCCUUCUCUACUAGAAAGCAGCUGACACGUACACCUGAGAGCUUGAUUCUGGAUGUGAAGACUUCCUGGCGCAAGGCAGUGGAGGAAGACAAAGCUGAGAAAAUCGGGCGAUUAGUGAAGUUAAACGACAGUGUAAAAGGGUUGCUCACUCCCCUCAAUGAGCAGGGAGUCGCCCUCAAAUCCACUGCGUUGUGGGACACCUUCAGCAUGGAGGCCUUCGACAGCCCGAGUGGAACAGGCAGCAGUGCGGUCCAGUUCAGCCUCGACCACGAAACACUCCCUGAAAUGCCGAGCUGUGACAGUCUGCUGAGCCUCGACGAUGAGGCCGUGGACAUGCAGAGUGAGGACGACGAUGAGCUCCUGAUCCCCUCCUUGAAGACUGAGACUCAGUCGCCACUGAUCACUCGUCAUCAUCUGGCUCAGAUCCAGCAGGAGUGCGGUAAUGGCUCCUAUAUGGAAAGCAAGAAGAGUUUACCCGAGUGUCUUAACCAGAAACCGUACGAUCCGACAGGAGACAUACUCUGGCAAAUGGAGCCUGCAAAGUCAGUGGAGGCCACAGACAAGGUCUUCUCUCUGGACCUAGAGACACUGGAGACACCUUCACCCCCGAAGAAGCAGGAGUACAGCCUCCCAAAGCUGAUCACAUUCUCCCCGAUUUGAAGUGUUUACUACAUUCAUAUUAAAAUCACUUUUUAGCCUCACUGUCUACUCUGAUUUUAAUAAUGUAAUAUUUGUUCAUAGCUGUAAAAUAACCUUCUCUUUCACACAAAUUUUUCUUUCAUGCUUGUUUUCUU
Anoplopoma fimbria (sablefish) is the source of this 2708-nucleotide messenger RNA. It is a transcript of the gene haus6, whose product is annotated as HAUS augmin-like complex, subunit 6. Gene Ontology annotation, cellular component: HAUS complex; mitotic spindle microtubule. Lineage: Eukaryota; Metazoa; Chordata; Actinopteri; Perciformes; Anoplopomatidae. The record is from RefSeq and is a predicted model, not a curated record. Gene Ontology annotation, molecular function: microtubule binding. Gene Ontology annotation, biological process: spindle assembly. The transcript is spliced from 16 exons. Bases 148 to 2574 code for a protein of 808 amino acids.